CUUUUUUAAUAUAAAUCUAAUAGUUUCUUCAGAGUCCAACCUCCAAACCAAUGAUGUCAAGCCCUACCAUAGAACAACUACACGCAUUCCAUGCCCAAGACAGAGAGAUAUUCUCUAAAUUGGUGAUAAAAUUCUCAAGACCCCCAGCUGAAUCACUUCUUGUCAUGGCCACAUGGUUUUGGCUUGAAGAUUUUGGCUUCGAAAACAUCUUCUCGAUCAUCAUGGCUCUCCCUGAUCCACUCAUUGCAGCUUUUGCCAAUGAGGCCGUCUUGUGUUUCCGGUGCCUUGAUUCCUCCGAACCCCCAAAUGGCCUUAACCGAAUCCCUCUCACUGUAAGAUUCAUGAAAAAAGACAUCUCCCUUCUCAUGAUAUACAAACAUCGAUACACUGCCAUAGCAGGAAUCAAAAAUUUCUUAAACACCGUUUGUUCUAGAAUUUUCUCCGAUAUCCUUCAACAAGUUCUUCCACCUUCUUCAUCAUCAGUAUCAUCCUCCUUCGUCACCAGACUCCGAUACCCUCUCAACAUCCCCGGUUUCCCGGAUCAGACAUUCGGAAGCAUUAACGUCAUGUCUGAUGUGUUUGGUAGGGAUUAUUUUUCCGACAACAACUUAUUCCUCUUUCCUGAUGGUCUUUGGAGGUGGAACGCUAGCUGCGUCGCGACUGAGAACGAUCGAACCAUGUUUAUAACGUUUUCUCGUGGGUUUCCUGUGUCUCAGGCGGAAGUGAAGGCACUCUUCACCGAACGUUUUGGAGAAAACUGUGUUGUAGGCGUUUACAUGCCAGAGAACGCCUCCAGCACAAACGUGAAUAGCGAGGUUAUGCAACAAUCGCUUUUUGCGAAGCUGGUCUUGGAUUCGGUCGUUACGGUGGAUCGUAUACUCCAGGGAGGGAAGCUCAGAAAGUUUCGGAUCAACGGGAAGCACAUUUGGGCUCGUAAGUAUAACGAGAAAAGGGAUGGUCCCAAUGGACGUACCUGUUUGAUUAAUUAAAAGUAAAAAAACAAAAUUAGUUUUUAUUUUGUUGUUCCAGUCUAAUAACUAGAAAACAUAUGUAACGCUCCAAUCACGUCUUCACUUUGAAAUCAAGGAAU
This is a messenger RNA of Eutrema salsugineum, 1090 nucleotides long. RefSeq lists its product as uncharacterized. The record is from RefSeq and is a predicted model, not a curated record. The transcript has a single exon. Bases 51 to 989 code for a protein of 312 amino acids. NCBI's taxonomy places the organism in Eukaryota, Viridiplantae, Streptophyta, Magnoliopsida, Brassicales, Brassicaceae.